Messenger RNA from Closterium sp. Naga37s-1, 1215 nucleotides. The record is from the annotation of a GenBank genome assembly. Lineage: Eukaryota; Viridiplantae; Streptophyta; Zygnematophyceae; Desmidiales; Closteriaceae.
AUGGCUCGCUCAGCCAUUUACCGCGUCUCGGCCCCUGUCGACUACUAUUUUCAACCACUCCAAAUGUACCGCGCGCCCGGCACCCAAUUUCGCGGAAUCUUCGCGCCUGGGAGCGUGGAACCCCCUGGUGGGGCGCGGCCUCGGGCCGCAAAGCGCGCCGAGUCUCGCCUCCGCAAAUCCGCGCAGGGGGUCGUCGGGCGUGGCGGGGCGGGGCAGAUGGCGGUCGGCGCUGGCGCGGGGGCUGAGCGCGGCUUUGAGGCGGGGGCGGGGCAGAUGGCGGAGGCGCUGGCGCGGGGACUGAGCUCGGCGGGCGUGGUGGACUAUGCUGACAUGGCAGCUGCUGACGUCAACAGUGACAGGCUGGCGGUGUUCCAGGGCAUAGGCAUCGACACCAAGGAGAAUGCCAGGGAGGUGGCGGCCAGCAGUGACGUCAUCUUCAUUGCAGUCAAGCCGUUUGCCGUGCAGCCGGUUCUCGCUGACCUGGCGGCCUCGGGCGCGCUGACGGAGCGCCAUCUCAUCGUGUCGAUCGCUGCGGGCGUGCCACUUGGCAAGAUGCAGCAGUGGGCAGGGGAGGGCGUGCGGAUCGUGCGAGUCAUGCCAAAUACCCCCUGCCUAGUCGGCGCCACUGCUGCUGGUGAGACGUGGUGCUGCCAUGAGUCUGGGGAAGAGCGCAACAGAGCAGGACGGGGCGCUGGUGAAGGCCAUGUUUGUCUAGGCGCCUGCAGAACCACCUCCUUUCUUUCCCCUUGUCCCCCCAUUCCCCCAUUGCCCUUUGUGUUGCUUCCCCACCCAGCCAUGAGUUUGGGGGAGAGCGCAACAGAGGAGGAUGCGGAGCUAGUGAAGGCCAUGUUCGGCGCCGUGGGGGAGGUCUAUGAGGUGGAGGAGCGCCUGCUCGAUGCAGUUACUGGGCUCAGUGGCAGCGGGCCAGCAUACGUGUUUGUGGCGAUAGAGGCUCUGGCGGAUGCUGGUGCAUAUGUGUUUGUGGCCAUAGAGGCGCUGGCCGAUGGGGGUACAGCAGCAGGCCUUCCCCGCAAAGUGGCCCUCUCCCUCGCUGCUCAGACGGUGAGCGAUGCUGUGGAAUGGGGUGAGCAUCGUCACUCUGUGCCUGGCACCACCAUUGCUGGUUUGCACGAGCUAGAGAGGGGCGGGUUCCGAUCGCUGCUCAUGAAUGCCGUGGUGGCAGCAGCCAAUCGCAGCAAAGAGCUGUCCAACUGA